This is a messenger RNA of Lottia gigantea (owl limpet), 552 nucleotides long. RefSeq lists its product as hypothetical. The transcript has 5 exons. The coding region runs from base 1 to 552 and encodes 183 amino acids. The record is from RefSeq and is a predicted model, not a curated record. Lineage: Eukaryota; Metazoa; Mollusca; Gastropoda; Lottiidae.
AUGGCUACAUCAUUUCAUCUUCAAUAUUUGGUGAUUUGCUUAUUGUAUGUAUUCAGUGAUUUCGGCUGCCUAUCAUAUGAUGGAAGAACAGUGGGUCCAGCUAUAGCUACAGUAGAAACUAAGAAAGACACUGUAUCUAUUCGACUACAGCGAGUUACCCCGUCUGUUCUCUACAAGAAAUUUAGCAAUGAUAUCAAGGGAGAGAUCUAUAGUUCUAAUUUAGAAGGAACUAUUAAAGAAGCAAAGAGGAAUGGAUACAGUGGACUAACGUUCGACUAUCGUAAUAAUAUGUACUAUGUGAUACAUACAGAGACUGACAGAGCCGUGGGCAAUAUCCUGGGAUUCUAUGCGUCUGGAAAUCACGAAGAGAGCCCAGGUCCUAUUCUACUAUAUUCUGGAUUAUCUCCAACUGUUAAAUAUAGCAUAGUACUGUUUAACAGUAAAACAAGCGCCGAAUUGAGAAAAUAUCGAGCUAUUAUACGGACCAACACCGAAAGUAGACCAUUUAACUAUAUAUUUUUACCAAGUUUAUAUUUUUUAAAUUGUUUAUGA